AUAAUGCCUGUUAUCUCGGUAACAGAAAAGACCUGACAAGAGAUAUUUUCGAAUUAGUCAUGUCCUUAUGCUAAUAAGUAACUUGCAAAAAAGAUUUUUCUUCAACUCGUCUGCAAAAAAACUCCAGUCAAAUCUAUUUCGACUUCAUAUGAGGGCCUUUUUUUGUCAUAGCGUUACACUCUGGAAAUUUGCUAUAAAACUGCUAAGCGCAAACCAAAAAAGCAGCCAUUGAUAGACGCAGAAUUUCACCAUUUUUUUCCCAAAGUUAAAAGUCUCAUCACUGAAGACAAUGAUUAAAUAUAACUAAAUUAAACUUAUCAUAUGCAAUAUACCGCCAUUCCGGGUAACGUUCAACCAAAUGUCUGUGCGUUACCGUUUUUGUUCUUUUAUUCCAUUUAUAGAAAACAUCGUGAAAAGCUGGAAGGCAUCUUAUUUUGUAGCUAAAAGUGUGCUCGUCAAAAUCCAUACUAAGCACAAUGCAGAGUAUUGAGCUAUCGUUCUGAUACAAUCAAAUUUCUAAUAGCCCCAUCUCGCUUAAAACUAGGUUAGGACUGUUGGAAAAACCACUGUAGCAGGAAAUCGAUCGUAUACUUUGAAAUAAGUUCUGAAGAGCACACUCUUAGCUAUAACAUGAGACAUCUCUCAGCUCUCCACGGUCUCUCAUUCAAAUAAUAUAAGAUCAACAAAAAGAGCAAAAAGUACGGUAACGCACAGACAUUUGGUUGAACGUUACCCGGAAUGGCGGUAUAUUGCACAUGAUAAGUUUAAUAUUUUCAGAAUCUCAGUUUGUUUUCUAGGUGAAACACGAACAAUCCACCCAACGGCAACAUGGUCUGAAAAUGCAACAACAGUUGCAGGUGGUAACGGCCAAGGUGAAGCAUUAAAUAAACUCGCUUUUCCAAGAUCUAUAUUUAUGGAUGAUCACAACAAUGUCUAUGUAGCAGAUUCGCGGUAUUCAUCUGAUAGUACCAUAUCAAAGUGUAUAUCGAAAGAACGUUUACUUGAUGGUCAUGUGGAUUGUAUUAAUGCUGCCGAUGAGACAACAUUAGCUGUUGAUCUAUGUCAGAAAAGUUUAUCGAAUCGCUUCCAGUCGGCUAAUGGCAUCAACGACUGUGUCGAUGAAAUUGAUGAAAAGAUGAAUGGAUACUGCCGCACACACUAUCCAUAUGAGAACGGAAAACGAUUUCGGUGUAGUAAUAGCUCCUUGUGUAUAACCGUUGCACAGUUGUGUGAUUGUGAGAGUGAUUGUCCUCUUGGUGACGAUGAAGAGUUAUUAUGUCAUUGGUUGAAUGAAUAUUUGUGUAAACGUAAGAAAUAUGUGUUCUGGUGUGAAAAUGGAAAAGGGCUAGACUGUAGUGCGUCUCGUUGUAGCGGCUAUGACGAAUGUUCAUCUGGCGAAGAUGAGUGGUUUUGUGAUAUAAGUGAUUUAGAUAGUGUUGUAGAACUCAAAUAUUAUUUUCUAUAUUUACAAGAAUAUCCGACUCAAUUGUACAAUGUGCAGCCAGAACGACGUCAAUUUUCUGCUAUGACACUAGAACAGGAUCAAAGAUAUAAAAAUUAA
Molecule: messenger RNA, 1561 nt
Organism: Didymodactylos carnosus
Lineage: Eukaryota; Metazoa; Rotifera; Eurotatoria; Philodinida; Philodinidae
Source: the annotation of a GenBank genome assembly